This is a messenger RNA of Artibeus jamaicensis (Jamaican fruit-eating bat), 4216 nucleotides long. It is a transcript of the gene GTF3C3, whose product is annotated as general transcription factor IIIC subunit 3. Bases 134 to 2791 code for a protein of 885 amino acids. NCBI's taxonomy places the organism in Eukaryota, Metazoa, Chordata, Mammalia, Chiroptera, Phyllostomidae. Gene Ontology annotation, cellular component: transcription factor TFIIIC complex. The transcript has 18 exons. Gene Ontology annotation, molecular function: protein binding. Gene Ontology annotation, biological process: transcription by RNA polymerase III. The record is from RefSeq and is a predicted model, not a curated record.
GCUCGUUUCCCGGUUGAACGUCGGGUCUUUGCUGCCGGCGCUCCGCCCCCAGGUUGAGUCUUCGAGGAGUUGUUUUUUUUAUUGUUGUUGUUUUCUCUCUGGGUUCGUGGGGCUGAAUAUCAACCCCACAGACAUGUCGGGCUUUAGCCCGGAGCUCAUCGACUACCUGGAAGGGAAGAUCUCGUUUGAGGAGUUCGAAAGGCGGAGAGAGGAGAGAAAAACCCGCGAGAAGAAAAGUCUUCAGGAAAAAGGAAAGCUAUCAGCUGAAGAAAAUCCAAGUGACUCUGAAGUUCCAUCAUCAUCAGGAAUUGACUCCACCAAAUCCCAGGACAAAGAUGCCAAUGAAGGAGAAACAUCAGAUGGAGUUAGUAAAUCGGUUCACAAGGUCUUUGCUUCCAUGCUUGGAGAGAAUGAAGAUGAUGAAGAGGAAGAAGAAGAGGAGGAGGAGGAGGAGGAAGAAACACCUGAACAACCCACCGCAGGGGAUGUGUUUAUGCUAGAGAUGGUUCUCAAUCGUGAAACCAAGAAAAUGAUGAAGGAGAAAAGGCCUCGGAGUAAGCUUCCCAGAGCGCUGAGAGGUCUCAUGGGCGAAGCCAACAUUCGCUUUGCUCGAGGAGAACAUGAAGAGGCAAUUCUGAUGUGCAUGGAAAUCAUAAGACAAGCUCCCCUGGCUUAUGAGCCAUUCUCUACUCUUGCCAUGAUAUACGAGGACCAAGGCGACAUGGAGAAAUCACUGCAGUUUGAGUUGAUUGCUGCGCAUUUAAAUCCUAGCGACACUGAAGAAUGGGUUAGAUUGGCAGAAAUGUCUCUGGAACAAGACAAUAUUAAGCAGGCAAUUUUUUGCUACACCAAAGCUCUUAAAUAUGAACCUACUAAUGUCCGUUAUCUAUGGGAGCGAUCCAGCCUUUAUGAACAGAUGGGAGAUCAUAAAAUGGCAAUGGAUGGUUAUAGGCGUAUUUUAAACCUUUUGUCUCUGUCUGAUGGAGAACGAUUUAUGCAGUUGGCUAGAGAUAUGGCAAAGAGUUACUAUGAAGCCAAUGAUGUUACUUCAGCUAUUAAUAUCAUUGAAGAAGCCUUCUCAAAACACCAGGGCCUAGUCUCCAUGGAAGAUGUUAACAUAGCAGCUGAGCUGUACAUUUCUAACAAGCAGUAUGACAAAGCUCUGGAGGUGAUUACAGACUUCUCCGGAAUCGUGCUAGAAAAGAAAUCGACAGAAGAGGGCGCCGCCGAAGAGGAUACAGGUGCUGGUGAGAAUGUUACUUGUACUAUACCUGAAGGUGUGCCAAUAGAUAUCACGGUGAAGUUGAUGGUCUGCCUUGUUCAUCUCAACAUCCUUGAACCGCUUAAUCCUCUUUUGACCACACUCGUGGAACAGAAUCCUGAAGAUAUGGGAGACCUCUACCUAGAUGUUGCUGAAGCUUUCCUGGAUGUUGGUGAAUAUAACUCUGCACUUCCUCUCCUGAGUGCACUCGUCUGCUCUGAAAGAUACAACCUUGCCGUCGUUUGGCUUCGGCAUGCAGAAUGCUUAAAGGCCUUAGGCUAUAUGGAGCGAGCUGCUGAAAGCUAUGGCAAAGUGGUUGAUCUGGCCCCCUUCCACCUGGAUGCAAGAAUUUCUCUCUCCACACUUCAGCAGCAGCUGGGCCGUCCUGAGAAAGCCCUGGAAGCUCUGGAACCGAUGUAUGAUCCAGACACUUUAGCACAAGACGCAAAUGCUGCGCAGCAGGAAAUGAAGUUGUUGCUUCAUCGUUCUACUCUGUUGUUUUCACAAGGCAAAAUGUAUGGCUAUGUGGAUACCCUGCUUACCAUGUUGGCCAUGCUCUUAAAGGUGGCAAUGAAUAGAGCCCAUGUCUGUUUGAUAUCCAGCUCCAAAUCUGGAGAGAGGCAUCUCUACCUUGUUAAAGUGUCAAGAGAAAAAAUAUCAGACAGCAAUGAUCAAGAGACAGCAAACUGUGAUGCAAAAGCAAUAUUUGCUGUACUCACGAGUGUCCUGACGAAAGAUGACUGGUGGAACCUCCUGCUGAAGGCCAUAUACUCCUUAUGUGACCUGUCCCGAUUUCAGGAGGCUGAGUUACUAGUGGAUUCCGCAUUGGAGUACUGUUCGUUUUAUGAACACAAACAAAAACGUAAAGAACUAGAAUAUUUUGGUCUCUCCGCUGCAAUUCUGGACAAAAAUUUCAGAAAGGCAUACAACUAUAUCAGGAUAAUGGUAAUGGAAAAUGUCAAUAGACCCCAGCUCUGGAACAUUUUCAAUCAAGUUACCAUGCACUCUCAGGAAGUACGGCAUCAUCGUUUCUGUCUCCGUUUAAUGCUGAAAAACCCAGAUAAUCAUGCCCUGUGUGUCUUAAAUGGACACAACGCAUUCGUAUCUGGUAGUUUUAAGCACGCCCUUGGCCAGUAUGUGCAAGCCUUCCGCACCCACCCCCACCAGCCUCUCUAUAGCCUGUGUAUAGGCCUAACCUUUAUUCACAUGGCAUCUCAGAAGUAUGUGUUAAGGAGACAUGCUCUUGUCGUGCAGGGCUUCUCCUUUCUUAAUCGAUACCUCAGUCUGCGUGGGCCCUGCCAGGAAUCAUUCUACAAUUUGGGUCGGGGCCAUCACCAGCUGGGGCUGAUUCAUCUUGCCAUCCAUUAUUAUCAGAAGGCCCUGGAGCUCCCUCCACUGGUGGUUGAGGGCAUAGAAGCCGACCAGGUGGACUUACGGAGAGACAUCGCCUACAACUUGUCUCUCAUUUACCAGAACAGCGGGAAUGUCAGGAUGGCGCAGAAGCUGCUGUAUACCUAUUGUUGCAUAUGAGGCGCCCGCCGAGGGGGAGCCUCGGGCAGCUGGCCGUGCCUGCGGCAGCGUUUUCUGUCUCCAGGCUUAUCAUUCACCUCAAGAUGGAAAUGAUGAUUGUAGAACUGUGUAUUUCAUAUUUAAUACGUGAUAAUGAUCUUUUGGUAGAUAUGCAGAAAUCAUCAUUCCUACGAGAAUUUGUGUAGUGUUCUGUCAUUUUCCUUUGGCAUUGUUUAGUGCAGUUGAGCUCUAACAAUUAUUUUAAAUGGUUAUGUGGUAGGAAGGCAAAUAAUUGAGUUUUUACUUUCCAUCUGUAUGUAUUUUAGCUGCAUAGACGGAGACCUUGGAGGCUGGGAUGAAUUCAGAACAGUGUGCCCCAAGGCAAGUUAAAAAAUGCAUUGUUGGUGUUUGACCAGGGCUUUCGAUGAAAAAAGAGAAGAGGGAUCCAUGUGCAAUAAAAUGACCUGGUUUCCAUUCCAAGAUCACUAGGAAUGUAAGAAGACUGAAAGUUGUAUCGGGUUGGUCAAAAAGUCCAUUUAGUCUUUUCCAUAAAGGACACAUUUUUCAUUUUUACCAAUAACUUUAGUGGUGUGGAUAUUUUGAGUAUGUCAGUUCCUGUUUCUAGGCUUCUAGCAGCUAGAGGCCAGGGGGGCUGCUAAACAUCUCCCAAUGCAUAGGGCAGCCCCACAGCAAAGAAUCAUCUGGCCACAGUGUCAACAGUACCAAGAAACUUCACAGACCACUUUUGACAUGUUCAAUCAGUCACAGCACCUUCUCCAUACACUGCACAAGUCUUUUUGCAUUUCAGUUGCGUUUUUACCUUUCUUGAAAUAAUAAAGCAUAAUGUGCUGAAAAUGUUGCAUAUUUUAUUCCAUCUUUAGUAUUAGAAUGGCUAUGCAAAAAUACACCAAUUUCAAUUUUUUUUAAAAAAGCAUGCUGUUACGACAGCUGUCACAAUACGAUCUAACAAAAUUGUUUUGCAUGAAGUUAAAGACAACUAAGCACUAGUAGAGCCAUCUUAUGGGAAAAACCUAAAUGCAUUUUUUGGCCAACCCAAUAAAAAUGGAAUUAAGUAUUGUUGAUAAACUAAAAGAAAAUAGGUAAAAAACCUUUUUCUUAUCACAAAUAUUUUAUGUUCUUGGACGUAAGAUAAGAGUACUUGUUAGAUAUACUAUUGGUUUAAUAAUAGCAUUUUAGAGUUUCUUUUAGGGGAAGGUAAAUGCUACAAAUGUGCUUAUGGAUUAUAAGACCUAGUCCAGUUGUGGGAGGGAAAUAAGUAUGAGACAGAUAAAAAAAAUACAAUGGGGGCUUUUUAGAGAUUCUUACCACUGUUUAGUGUAUAUAUAACUUUGUAAUUGAGAAGCAGAAUUUGUAUGUGAUAAUUAAAUGUGUUGUCCCUCUGUAUGUGUUUGUGUAUAUAUAGUGUAAAUAAAUUUUAUAAUUGAA